GGACAGUGGUUUGGCUUCUCAGUCGCGGGUUUGGCGUCAUGUCACUAUCCAACUCUGCUGCAUUGAUGCCCGUUUUACCUCGCAAGACCACUGGCGCACCUGCGCAUGCUUGCUUGGUCAAUGCCUCUUGUACCUUGGUAGACAACAAGGUCUACGUUUUCGGUGGUUUCCACAUGUACACGGAUGAAGUGUACAAUGACAUUCUCGUCUUUAAUGUAAAUGACAGCCACUGGAAGCGACUUGAGCAUGUUAAAGGAAACUGGCCGGUACCUAGAAAUAGUCACACAACCACCUACUGGAAGGACGGAAAAUUGGUGAUCUUUGGCGGGCAGGACGUGAAUGACGAGUUCCUGAACGAUGUGUAUAUACUGCAUUUGAGGACCUUAACUUGGGAGAAGCCAGAAGUCUCUGGCGACAUUCCGUCAGGUCGUGCAAAACAUUCCGCUGUAAUUCACAAUGAUAAACUCUACAUUGCCGGAGGAUGCCAAGGGAAGGAAAACGACGUCUCUCGCGAUCUUCAUGUACUGGACUUGAACACGUUUACGUGGGAACCACAUGUCCCAUUUGUUCGCCGAUACUCUCAUUUCUCUUGCAUAUAUCGGAAUCGUCUAUAUAUCUACGGUGGAAUGUAUGCAAGUUUGGAUUGUGCUACCGAUAUUGCCUUUAUUGAUUUGGAUGACAUGAACGUGAGCCAAGUGGUUGUUAAAUGUGAAGAUUCGCCCCCCAAGUUGGGUCAGCAUUUUGCUCAACUGUGCGGCAAUAACUUGGUCGUCGUAGUCACGCAAUGCCUCAAAUACGAUGAAAAUGCCAUUGCUACUACUACCGGUAUAUGGACUUUGGGACUUGACUCCCUUCGAUGGCGACGUCAUGAGAAUUCAGACAUGGAUCAGCGUCAUGCGUCUUGGCACUACUAUGUGAUGAACCCAGACGAUAGACGAUUCAUCCUGUUUGGUACCAAUGACCGUGACCCAGACGAAUCGAAUUUAACCUUAGUGUUAACCUUGGAUUUGGAAACGUAUGGAAUAGUUUACGUUCCGCCCGGAGCAGCGGGGCGUGAUUACUCUAUUCUCUUCGAAAAGCCCGAAUUCGCAGACUUUACUAUUAUGUCAUCUGAAAAGGACAUGCCGCCUAUUCUCGUACACCGUCUGAUAUUAUCUACCCGUUGGCCACAUUUCCGAAAUAUCUGUACCUCUGGCAUGAGUGAAGCUGCGAGCGCAACCCUAACGUUGGAGGACCCGUACCAUUCCGUCAGAGCUUUCCUUCGAUAUCUUUACACUGACUCUCUGGAAGGCAUGUCCGUUGAAACAGUGGCGAAUCUUUUGGUCAUGGGCAAUAGGUAUUGCCUAGAUCGGCUUCAGAAGCUCUGUUGUGCUGAUCUCCAUGCUCGAAUGGACGUAGAGAGUGUUGCGACAGUGUAUGCUCGGGCUUGUAUGGUGCAAGACGAGGGCCUUUGUCAGAGAGCUCUGUUCAAGAUCAUGGAUGAUUUUGGAAGAGUGACCAAGACAGCCGGGUUUAGGGAGUUGACGCAUGAACAGUUGAUCGCUUUGUGGGAUGCGAUCCCUCGGGAGGCCUUUAUAACUGCGUGAUUCGCAGCGGUUAUUGCGGCCCCCACAACCUUUUUUUGUUAUAUAGCAUUGUUUGACAGAAUUUGUACUAUAUCCUUUGGCCUCUGGCAUUUUCCUGCAAAUGUAAAAAAAAGGCCUUGAAGACUGCAGA
Spizellomyces punctatus DAOM BR117 is the source of this 1716-nucleotide messenger RNA. RefSeq lists its product as uncharacterized. The record is from RefSeq and is a predicted model, not a curated record. Gene Ontology annotation, molecular function: protein binding. Lineage: Eukaryota; Fungi; Chytridiomycota; Chytridiomycetes; Spizellomycetales; Spizellomycetaceae. The transcript is spliced from 5 exons. Bases 39 to 1586 code for a protein of 515 amino acids.